CUUCAAGGGGGACUAAAAACACUGUCGGACCCAUGUGGGCGUGCGGGACAAGGGCUUCCUGUUAUGAACUAAGGGAAACGACCCGGCGGGAGUAACGUUAUCAGUAUUGACUUACUAAACAGUGUUGAGCGGAGGAGCUAUGCCUUUCCUCCAUGGGUUUCGCAGGAUCAUAUAUGAGUACAAGCCGCUCGUGGACGCUGUCAUGAGUGCAGUCGGACUGCUGGAAGGAGGCGGAAGUCACGAGGACAGAGUCAGAAGCCCUGAGGGAGAGUCCGCUCCUUGUAGCUCUCUGGCGGAGCUUCUGGAGCGAGAGUCCCAGUCAGAAGUGUUUGUGGAAGGCAUCAGCUGUUCUCUCUCUAAGGUAGCAGAGCACGGACUGGUCGACGCCGCUGAAAUCCUUCUACGAUACGGAGCUGAACUAAACUUUGAGGACCCAGUGUCCUACUAUAACCCUCUCCAUAUGGCAGUUUUGAGGAACAAACCAGACAUGGUGAGGCUGCUGGUCAGGCACGGAGCAGACGUUGAAAAGAGAGACAGGAUCCAUGAGAGCAGUCCUUUGGAUCUGGCCAGUGAGGAGUUGGAGAGGCUACCCUGCUUGCUCGUCCUUCUGGAGCUCGGUGCUGAUGUCAAUGCAAGGGAUAAACAUGGAAAAACCCCUUUGCUCCAUGCCUUUGCAAGCAGCGACGGACUCACUGUGCUCAACACAGAGAACAUUGAGCUUCUUCUUCAGAGAGGCGCUGACGUGAAUGCGGCUUCUUUAGACGGCGAAACGGCUUUGUCCUUGCUGGUGUUUGUGGUCACGGAGGCUCUGGAGGCCACCGCGGAGGACGCUGCUGAGAUGGGUAACUUUUGCUUGAAAGCCACACAGCUACUUUUGUCCCACGGUGUGGACCCCAGCUCCUGUCUGAAUGCGGACGGCAAGUCCUCGGUGAUGCCCACCCUGACGCAGACGAGCCUGGAGCACUUCGACCUGCUCUUCCCUCUGGCGGUGCUGUUAAUCCGGAGCGGAGCGUCUUUGGUUUGCUCCCAUCACGGCGACUCUUGUUGGUCAGGGUACAGCCUCCUUUUCCAGCGGCUCCACACAGCCCUGCAGCAAUGCCCCGAUAAAAGUCACGCCUCCGAGCUGCUGGAGCAAGCUGAGGUGUUGCUCGACUUAGCGAAGGUUGACCUCAUCGCGUUGCAUGUGGAAGUGAAGCUCCCUGUGCCCGGUCGGGACCCUCACCCCUACGCUCAGGCUCUCAAGGACCUGCACAGCCGCGUAGAAGAGCAUGAAGCGAACCCUCCUGCUCUGCAAAGCUUUUGUCGGGCGUUUAUAAGGAGCCACCUACAGCCUGGGCCCCUGGAAGACAGAGUGAAAGCUUUGCCAUUACCGGACAAACUGAAAGACUUUAUUCUUCCUGAGCCAAUCCCUAAGCCCGGCUGGGACUGCUUCAAGCCCCAACUUAGCCAGCGCUGACAAUAUAAGCUACCAAUAAUUCGUGUUCUACCUGAAAAUCUAAAUUGAAGGACUGAAAAGGCCCGUAGUAGUUGUAUAAAAGUACUGGUCACCAUUGAGGCCUUUAUUUUAAAUCUUAUUAUAGUUUUCUCUGCCAAAUGACCAGACAACCAGUGUAUGUUUACUUCAAGACACAAAGUUAUGUCAAAUAAACAACUAAAUGUUCUGAUUAAACUGCCACACAGUGAAGUCAGUCAUAUCAGUGAGUUUAGGCAGCGGCAAUACACAAUAAAGUCCACCAGAUGGCAAUGUUGCUCUCUCAGCUCAGAUGUUAGGGUCACAGAUGUAACCAUUCACAGAGCAGCAUGUUUAAGUUGCUCCAGCGAGCGCAGUAGGCUCCAUCUAUAUUUCAUCUCCUCAACAUGAUGAUGGUGUAUUGUGGAAUUUGUGAAUAUUCUCGCUUAAAUAUAAAAAUGAACCAAUAAAUCAGUCGGGUUUCUCCCCAUCAGAGUCCUGACAGCUGCACACAAAUAUCAGUUUGACAUUAUUUUUGUUAUGGCUGUCAACAUGUAACUGUUUGUAGCUGACCACCAGAUAGUGACAGUGCAGCGCUGAUAGUGCCUCACACUCACUGGCUGCCUGGUUAUAGGGAAGUAAUUGUUGCUAUAUAUAUUUAGCAUGUUCAUACACCAAACAUCAGUUGAGUGAAUGCAACAAAAAAAGGAAUAUAACGCUCCAACACUGCAGGAAGCCUGUAGAUGUUUUGACAUUGUUCCACUGUGACAUAAUGUGUCUGCAGUGGCUGCUGGCCUGGAAAGUUUUACCAAGCAUUCUUAAUGCUAAUGUUUAAAUUCAGAUGAAUUCAGGGGCCCUUUCCUCUUUUUUUUUUUUUUUGCUUCCUCAUAUGCACAAACCCCAAUCUGCACAUCCCGUCUUUGCUAAUAAACAGACGGCUUCUAAAAGAAACACACCCCUGUAAUGCGGAAAUACUACAGGGUACAUAUGUGUUUGCGUCCAUGUCUCUGUGUGUGUGAGCAAACUAAAUAGGACAUUGUGUUACACAACUAACCCCUUCCUGACAUUGCUGAAGCUGGAGUGGCUCCAAGGCUUGCAAGCGCUCCAGCUCCUCUUGGUUAUCUAGGUCACAGCCUCUGAGGAGAAGAGCCUCAGCAGCAGCAGCAGCAGCCCUGCAUGACACACGCUUCACUCUCCUGUCUGACUGAAUCUCUUGACAAAACCUCAACACUGGCCCUGGUCGAACGAGGGAGGGAGAGAGAGGGAGGAGGUUGGGAGGGGGUUGCAGGAGGCAGAGCAGUGAGAAGAAAAAAAAGUUACAGAGACUGCAUAUGUGGAGUGGUUGUGGGAGCACUCAUGGAGGACACAUGGAAAUGGCAACGUUGGAUUACAUUUAUACAAUACACUAGCUGUAGGAACAUAAUCCAUCCAACCAACAAUCACUACGGCGGGGGGGAAACAGCCUUCUUCCACUGAGUCCAAUCCCUGCUUGUAGAAGGUGAUAGAGAUAGUGGGGGAGGGCUGAGGCAGUCCAGCAUUUAUUGGAAAACAGCGCGAGUGAAGCUCGGUACUGAAAUUAGUUAUUGAUCUAUUCUCUCCCUGAAGCCCAUGGGUCUUUCCUACCACACCUGCUCGUUCUCUCAGAGCCUUUUCUUUCCCUGCAACCCAUUGUAUCUCUCGCUUCUGUGCUUUUCUGCUUCUACUGUAGUUCUUGUUAUUUUCUUCAAAUCCUCUCGUCAUACAGAGAAGUCGUUUAAAACUAAGAUUCCAAGAAUAAACUCAUGUCUACUACAAAGUUGUAUAUUAACAUACUCCAUUAUUAAUUAACAGUAUCCAUUUAAGGGCAUUUCACUGCAAAUCAUUGAUUAUUAAAACAAUACUUCUAGUUUAUGGUAAAAAAAAAAAGUGAUACUUAAAUGAAAACCUUAUAUAACAUUCUUGAUAUGUUCCCCUUUUUAUUUGAAAUUCUUCUCUUAACUACAUAGCAUUUUUUUAGAUAACCAUUUUCUGUUAUAAACAAGUGUUGUUUAUUUCGAAUUCUUCUUGGUCUUAAGAAGUCCCUGACGUCAUUGCCAGCUCCAGCAGUAUUGAUGAUAAACUCUUUGACUUAACUUUAGAAAAAAAGGACAUUUAAUGGCACACGCAUAUAAGAUGUUUUGAAUGAUACACCAACCAAAAGUUAUUGUAUUGAUAUCAAUUCAAAAAAAGCACUUGGAAUGUAACAAUGAGCCUGAAACAUGAAGAGACAUCUUUUUCUUUUUAAAUUUGGACAAUAACUGUUUCUAAAAUAUUGCUGCUUUUUUUGUAUUCAUGGUGGUGCUUGUUGGCUGAGUUCCCAGUCUGGCUCUAAACAUUGUUAUUAACCACUGCGUCACCAACUCAAGCACAUCGUGGUCUAUCCCGGGACUUCUCUUUUAUACAUUGAGCCUGUGCAGUGUGCAUCUCCUUGUCUUUCAGUAUACAUUGUCUACCAGUAGACAUCGUCUAGACACGGGAUGAUUGCAGACUUCACUGAACACUCAGCUGCUGCAUGAAACCUCAUGGGAGCAGAGGUGGACUUUGGACGGAAAGGCCCAGCAGUCAGUGAGGGGUAGGGGGGGGGGGUAACACUCACACCCCUUUUAGAUUGGGUAUUUAAGUGUUUGCCCAUACAUCUUCGUGCUGUAAGUGUUUUCUGGUGUGUGAAGGCAAGCCUGAAUUCAGAUGUGUGUGUGUGUGUGUGUGUGUGUGUGUGUGUGUGUGUGUGUGUGUGUGGGAGAGAGCAAAAGAAAAAGCGUAGACAUUGACACACACAGUGUUCAUAACCGCAGAUGUGGUGACUUCAUCACCAGAAAAUGUAACCCGUCCUACUGCUCUGCUAGCGUUGAUGGAGCUCAGCUAAAUGAGUGGCUGUUAAUGCUAACAUGAAUAAAAGCAAGGCAAUAGUAGUCUGCACUUUAGCUGGCUUCCAUACAGCAAAUGUAUCUCCCAUAACAAUAUUGUUGUUUUUCCCUCGCACUAUUAAAUGUGAAGAUUUGA
Messenger RNA from Gymnodraco acuticeps, 4468 nucleotides. It is a transcript of the gene asb6, whose product is annotated as ankyrin repeat and SOCS box containing 6. NCBI's taxonomy places the organism in Eukaryota, Metazoa, Chordata, Actinopteri, Perciformes, Bathydraconidae. The transcript is spliced from 7 exons. Gene Ontology annotation, molecular function: protein binding. Bases 140 to 1456 code for a protein of 438 amino acids. The record is from RefSeq and is a predicted model, not a curated record. Gene Ontology annotation, biological process: intracellular signal transduction; protein ubiquitination. Gene Ontology annotation, cellular component: BRCA1-BARD1 complex.